AUGUACUUACAUGUAUAUACGGACGUGUUGUCUGAUAGUGAUCUCAGUAGCUGUGUCUGUGUUGCAGUGACCACUACCUACAGACCAUGUGACUGGGGCAGAUUUGGGGAAACAUGCGAUCAAGGCUGUCCUCCAGGUUGUGCCCUGGGUUCCGACAGAAACACCAACUACUGUCAGACUGACACUGGAACGUGCACUCGGGGAUGUCGGCGUGGUUGGCAUGGCGACCGAUGUGAGAACCUCUGUGGCCGGAACUGCAUUGCGGACUCCUGUUAUCAAGGAAGCGGACAUUGUACCCAUGGCUGCAGAGGGAUAUAUACAGGAGAGUUCUGUGAAGCAGAAACGGGUGAGGGUCACAUUACACAGAUUAUGCACUGGAUGUGGAUGUUACCUGUUGCGGUCUUAAUCUUUUCGACAAUUUGUUGCUGGAAGAGUGCACGAUGUAGAAGGUUUGACAAAGGGUUUAGGUGGCUGAUAAGAAGUGCUCGAUGUAGAAGAACGCUAGACGAAUGGUUUACACGGCUUAUGGGAAGGAAUCCCAGUACUUCCUCAAGUGAUCCGAGUCAGGAUCUUAGCCGAGGCGAGAGAAUGUCACUGGUCCAAGUGACGACACAAGAGUCUCAUCUACACGCCUCGAGUGACCCGAGCCGGCGCAGGAGGGAUCCACGGCUCUCCACUGCUUCCGGCGGGACUCAAUCACAAGCAGACUACGACCUAUUCUACGCCAGCAGGGACGGGGACCCGAAGGAGGUGAAGCGGCUCCUGACAACAACGGGAGUCAAAGUCAACUGUAGAGAGGGAUUCAGGAGUCUGACACCGGUGAUGGCGGCAGCAGACAGGGGACACAGAGAAGUGGUGAAGCUCCUGGUGAAGGAAGGAGCUGAUGUGUCAAUGGUGGACGAGUACGGUUACAACAUCCUUCACUUCGCCUGUAUUGGAGGAGACGUGGAGACGGUGAAGUUUGUGCUGUCUCUGAACGUGGUGGACAUCAACAGUAGAGGAGGGGGGAGCAGGACACCGGUGAUGAGGGCAGCAUGGAGUGGACGCAGAGACGUGGUGGAGCUCCUGGUGAAGGCAGGGGCUGAUGUGUCACUGGUGGACGUGCUCGGUUACAACACCCUUCACUGGGCCUGUCUGGGAGGAAAUGUGGAGACAGUGGAGUUUGUGCUGUCACUGAACGUGGUGGACAUCGACGCCAGGACCAACUCGGCGGACACAGCGGCCGUCAUGGCGAGAGGCUGGGGACAUCAGCGAGUGGUGCAACUGCUGGUGUCCUGUGGCGCUCAGUGACGUCAGUGUCGUGUUUGUGUAAACGGUAGAGGGGGACGUGUUGUUACUGACAGUGACGUGGUGUGCCGUGCACGUCGUCGUGUUAUAUAUUCCCGUAUUUGGUGAGAAUGUUUGUUGUGUUUGAGGAGAAUAAAACUUGAUAAAAAUA
Haliotis rufescens (red abalone) is the source of this 1438-nucleotide messenger RNA. RefSeq names its product ankyrin repeat and KH domain-containing protein 1-like. Gene Ontology annotation, cellular component: cytoplasm; nucleus. Gene Ontology annotation, molecular function: protein binding. NCBI's taxonomy places the organism in Eukaryota, Metazoa, Mollusca, Gastropoda, Lepetellida, Haliotidae. The coding region runs from base 1 to 1290 and encodes 429 amino acids. The record is from RefSeq and is a predicted model, not a curated record. The transcript has 8 exons.